GUAAAAUUUUACAACAAAUCAAAACAAUGUAGUACAGUGACAAAAUGACCAUUGCAAUUGGUUUUGAAGGUAGCGCCAACAAGCUUGGUAUUGGAAUUAUCAAUGAUGGUGUUGUGUUAUCCAAUGUUAGACAUACCUAUAUAACCCCUCCUGGUGAAGGAUUCCUUCCUAGAGAUACAGCGAAACAUCAUCAAAAACAUAUACUAGAUGUGCUUCAAAAAGCUCUUGAAGAUGCAAAAAUUAAACCACAAGAUAUAGAUUGCGUUUGCUUCACAAAAGGUCCUGGCAUGGGAGCACCUUUGGUUUCAACAGCUGUUGUAGCAUGUACUGUUGCACAGCUAUGGAACAAACCUUUAGUAGCUGUCAAUCACUGCAUUGGUCAUAUUGAAAUGGGACGUUUGAUCACAGGUGCUGAUAAUCCUGUAGUUUUAUAUGUCAGUGGAGGAAACACUCAGGUGAUUGCUUAUUUGAAGAAUCGAUACCGUAUAUUUGGUGAAACAAUCGAUAUGGCAAUUGGAAACUGUCUGGACAGAUUUGCCCGAGUACUAAAACUUUCAAAUGAUCCAAGUCCUGGUUAUAACAUCGAGCAGUUGGCGAAAAAAGGUACAAAGUACAUAGAACUUCCUUAUACUGUAAAAGGGAUGGAUGUGAGCUUUUCUGGCAUUUUAUCUUUUAUUGAGUCUGCAGCACAUCGGAUGCUGAAGAAAGGAGAAUGUACGAAAGAAGAUUUGUGUUUCUCACUACAGGAAACCUUAUUCGCAAUGUUAAUUGAAAUAACAGAGAGAGCGAUGGCUCACUGUGGAUCGUCUGAAGUUCUCAUCGUCGGAGGGGUGGGCUGUAACAAAAGACUUCAAGAAAUGAUGGGAAUCAUGGCAAAGGAACGUAAUGCAACAUUAUUCGCUACUGAUGAACGAUUUUGUAUCGACAACGGAGUAAUGAUUGCGCAAGCUGGUUGGGAGAUGUUUCGUGCUGGUCAUGUGACACCCAUCGAAGACACGUGGUGUACACAAAGGUAUCGCACAGACGAUGUGUAUGUUAAUUGGCGAAGUUAAGACUAUCACAAGAGUAUAAAACAAUCUCUCUCCUGGCGUUUAAAUCCAGGUAUUUAAAAGUGAAAGAACUUGUAAUUUAAAUAAGAAAUACACAUCAAACUCACUGAU
Molecule: messenger RNA, 1160 nt
Organism: Hydractinia symbiolongicarpus
Lineage: Eukaryota; Metazoa; Cnidaria; Hydrozoa; Anthoathecata; Hydractiniidae
Product: probable tRNA N6-adenosine threonylcarbamoyltransferase
Exons: 15
Coding region: 45-1052 (335 amino acids)
Biological process (GO): tRNA threonylcarbamoyladenosine modification
Cellular component (GO): EKC/KEOPS complex; cytoplasm
Source: RefSeq, a predicted model, not a curated record